Molecule: messenger RNA, 1243 nt
Organism: Lacerta agilis (Sand lizard)
Lineage: Eukaryota; Metazoa; Chordata; Lepidosauria; Squamata; Lacertidae
Gene: SUPT3H
Product: SPT3 homolog, SAGA and STAGA complex component
Exons: 12
Coding region: 60-1199 (379 amino acids)
Biological process (GO): transcription by RNA polymerase II
Molecular function (GO): transcription coactivator activity; protein heterodimerization activity
Source: RefSeq, a predicted model, not a curated record
GCGGAGCGGCGGCGGCGGCGGCGAGGAGGCGGAGCGGGCGGCCCUGACGCGGCAGCGAGAUGAGUGGUACUGGAUCUAGUCCAAUGUCGACUAUUGCUCCAUCAGGCAGCGGAAGAGGGACUGGGAAAUCAACAAACUUUACUCCUGAACUGCAAAGUAUGAUGUUUUCAUUAGGAGAUGCUCGCAGGCCUCUCCAUGAGUCGGCAGUAUUGGUGGAAGACAUUGUCCACACUCAGCUGAUUAAUUUGUUACAACAAGCCUCUGAAGUUUCUCAAAUGAGAGGAGCAAGAGUAAUCUCUGCAGAAGAUCUUAUUUUUUUGAUGCGCAAAGAUAAGAAAAAGCUUAGAAGGCUACUUAAAUAUAUGUUUUUCCGAGACUACAAAUCUAAAGUUGUCAAAGGCAUUGAAGAAGAUGAUCUUCUUGAAGACAGACUCAGUAGCAGCAGCACCAAUAAACGUCAGAAAAUUGCUCAAGAUUUUCUUAUCUCUAUUGAUCAGACUGGAGAGCUGUUGGGCUUGUUGGAAGAUGAUGAGAUUGAUGAUGUAAAACUAGAGAGAAUGGAGAGGGCAGAAAGACAAGCACGAAUGAUGGACUCGGCACAAUACGCAGAAUUCUGUGAAAGUCGUCAACUAAGUUUUUCCAAGAAGGCUUCCAAGUUCCGGGACUGGCUGGACUGUAGCAGCAUGGAAAUAAAACCCAAUGCUGUUGCCAUGGAAAUUUUGGCUUAUUUAGCUUAUGAGACUGUCGCACAGCUGGUGGACCUGGCCCUUCUCGUCAAGCAGGACAUGACUCCCAAAGCUGGGGACCCUUUCAGCCAUGCAAUAUCUGCUACUUUCAUUCAGUAUCAUAGUUCUGCUGAGAUGCAUGUUUUGGGGCAAGCAACAAGUCUGAAGACCAGUCCAGACUCUCCUGAAAGCACCCCCCCACCAACGCCCACCCCUCCAGCUGCAGGACCACAGCACCCUGGGAAGGCUCCAUCUGGAUCCAUGGGCAAUGGCAGCAUUGGGCAAGAUUCCUCAAAAGUCAAACAGCGAAAGAGGAAAAAAAGUUCUGCCGCUUGUGGUGCAGAGGCUCAGAGUGAUGCCAUCCAGCCUUCCCACAUCAGAGAGGCCAUUCGGCGCUAUGGCCACAAGAUUGGACCCCUUUCCCCAUACACAAGCGCCUACCGCAGAAAUGGGAUGACUUUUCUCGCUUGCUAAUAUGGAUGUGGCUACAGCAACAGGAAAGACCAUGUUGUAUUAAG